Ectocarpus sp. CCAP 1310/34 is the source of this 2715-nucleotide messenger RNA. Lineage: Eukaryota; Phaeophyceae; Ectocarpales; Ectocarpaceae. The record is from the annotation of a GenBank genome assembly.
UACUAUCUCUCUCUUUGUUACCAUGACUCGCGUUGGUGCCAUCGCUGCCUUCGCGGCCGGAUUCGUGCAAGUGUCCUUUGCCCACAUCCUGCAGAAGUAUCCGAUGUCCCGGCAGCUAUCGCGUGGAAUAGACUUCAAAGCAUGGGACGAUCCGGAAGUCGAGUUCUGCCCCCACUGCUACAACGCUCGCGGGCCCAAGUACGUGAAGCAGAGAGCCCACGACAACGUGGACACCGCCACCCUGAACGCGUACGGCGGCGGGGAGGAGUUCCCCCUCUACUUCGGCGACUUCGCGGACAACGGGAACUACCUCGAGACCAACGAGAUAGCGAAAAGGCACGGCGUGUGUGGCGACCCGGAACAGAACGCCGAUGAAGGCACCAACGUCUACAGCACCGCGAACAUUAACUGGGAUCCACUCGAUUCCUUCACGAGCGGACAAGUGCUCGAGAUGGACAUCGUCAUGAACGCCUACCAUUGGGGGCACUGCGAGUUCUUCGUGUGCAACACGGACGACAUGGACGACCCGGACGGCGUACCCACCCAGGAGUGCUUCAACAUGCACCCCCUCACCCGCGCCGACGACGAUGGGGACGCCAGCCCGAUCGACCCCAACUACCCCGGACGUUACUACGUGGACCCGGAGUGCCGCGAGGGGGAGACAGAGCAGAGCAGCAACAGCAUCGAGGGCUACAACAUCAAGAUGCGCUACGUGCUCCCGGACAUCGAGUGCGAGCACUGCAUCCUGCAGAUGGUGUACUACACCGGCAACACGUGCAAGCACAUCGGGUACGAGGAGUUCGACCCGCCCUCAUGGCCGAGCUCCUGCGCCCCGAACAAGUGGGACUGGAUCGAGCUCGACCGCUACGUGUGCGGAACGCACGGACGGUACCCGGAAGAGUUCUGGGCCUGCUCUGACUUCAGCAUGACCUCCGAUGGCUCGGCCCCGGCGCCAACACCGGUGGACGCGCCGAUGCCCGACCCCGUGGACGAAGCGGACGACGACGAUAGCACUGACGGUGGCAUGGAGAUGUACGAGUACGUCGGCUGCUACACGGACAGACAGGACGACCGGGUUUUGGGAGACAAGCUGGACUCCGACCUGAUGACCGCGGAUUUCUGUUACGAAUACUGCUCCGAGAUGGGCGCCGCGUACAUGGCCACCCAGUACGCCUUCGAGUGCUUUUGCUCGGCCGACGAGGACUUGGACUACGAACGCCACGGAACGGCGAUGUGCAACAUGGGCUGCUUGGGAGACGAGGGGGAGACCUGUGGCGGUGAAAACGCGUUCGACCUCUACAAGAUCAUGCCUUCGAUGAACUCGCCCACGCCGGCAACGCCUUUUUCCGAGCCCGAGCCCGAGCCGACCACGCCCUUGUCCGACGGGUGCGCGGAAGCAUGGGGGCAAUGCGACGGUGGCAACUGGGAGGGUUCGACCUGCUGCGUGGAGGGCUACAAGUGCGUCCCCGACAAUGACUGGUACUCACAGGCCAAUUCUAGAGGCGUCUUUUCCUAAAGUUGUUUCGGCUGAGUGUCCCGUCGUACCUGCAGCUCAUGGGGAUUGUGUUCUCAAUGUAAACGCACGUCGUAUGCCGAGAGUGGAGCGGUAUGCAGGAACACGGUGUGAGAAGAAAUGUGCGUGUGCACGUACAUGAGAGGUUAGCGUAUCUGUUUGCUUGGUCUUGUGUGUUUUUGUCGUUCCUGCUUCGAAGCUUAGAUGCUUCAUUUAACUACAUGAUGCUUCAUUUAACUACAUUGCUUUUGUAAAAUAUUCGGGUUGGUUAGUAGGGUUCACUCAAGGUUGGGGUUCUCACCCUCAUAUGUCGUUAGUUGUGCACAAUUCGAAGCCAGAAUCCCGGGUUUUACCUCCGGCUCCGUUUAACUAUUGCAAAGCUUGUGAAGUGGUCGAGUUGGUUAGUAAGGUUUACUAAAGGUCGAGGUUCUCGCCUUCAGAUGUCGUUAGGCGUGCGGUUUGGUAUCUAGCAUGCGGGACGGUAAUAUGGUGGUGGGAUUUUGCGUGCGGUUUGUUGCCUAGCUUGCGGGACGGUAAUAUUGGUGGUGGGAUUUUACUUUCACGCUGGUGCUUUAUCGAUCUACUUCGUUUUUGCCAUGCGAGUUUGGUGUGUGCUCAGUUCCGCCGACUUUUUUUUUUUCGAUGUCUUCGUUAUCCGUGACAGCGUGGGAGUCGUUGGUUGUUGGAUCACUUCUUUGUGUUGAUGAGAUGAAACGUUUUGUGUACAGAGGUCGUGUACCCCGCAUGUCGCGCGGUAUUCUUAGCGAAAGAGUUGCGACAGAACUCCACCGCCAUUUUCGGCUUCGUAGUAUGUCUCGUUGGCCGGGACAAAAAGCCGAGAGCGAUUGAAGACGCAGGUGUGGAUGACUCUCAUGUUUUUCCUUGCAAUAGAUGUGCUCUGCUGCUGUAAGUGUUGUUCGUGAUAGUUUUUAUCGGUGUGUAAUAAAUGAAAUUUUUACACUUCCAUGUUGUACUCUCGCUCACUUCAUAUGGUCUUGGUAGGGUUGGUUGUGUUCACAAAAAUCACGUCAUGAUUGUUGGAAAGCGUCCCUGUUUUCUGUAGAUUUGUUUCGUGAUGAUCGUGUGUGUGCGUGAUGGAAGCUUGGAUAACUUUUGUCCUCAAAUGAGAUUCGGUGUGUGCACGCUGUGAAUCAUGUGAACUUUGAUGUAGGAGGCGGGAUUGCCGUUGUCGGCUUCGGCGC